Messenger RNA from Dovyalis caffra, 1602 nucleotides. NCBI's taxonomy places the organism in Eukaryota, Viridiplantae, Streptophyta, Magnoliopsida, Malpighiales, Salicaceae. The record is from the annotation of a GenBank genome assembly.
AUGGGUAAUUGUUGUGUAACACCUACUGGGGUUUCUUCCUCUGAGAAGAACGUCAUAAGGAAAAAGGAGAAGCAAAAUCCUUUCUUUGGUGAUAAUUAUGCUGUAACCAAUGGAUCCGGAAAUGUAGACAAGCUUUGGGUCUUGAAAGAACCCACUGGCAGGGAUAUUUUGGCGCAUUAUGAUCUGGGUCGUGAGCUUGGCCGUGGGGAGUUUGGUAUUACAUAUUUGUGCACUGAUGUAAACACUGGGGAGAAGUUUGCCUGUAAGUCUAUAUCGAAGAAGAAGUUGAGGACUGCUGUGGAUAUUGAGGACGUGAGGAGGGAGGUGGAGAUAAUGAAGCAUUUGCCUGCUCAUCCAAAUAUCGUCACCUUAAAGGCUAGUUAUGAGGAUGAUACUGCUGUGCACAUUGUAAUGGAAUUGUGUGAGGGAGGAGAGUUGUUUGAUAGGAUUGUAGCAAGGGGGCAUUACACAGAAAGAGCUGCUGCUGCAGUUAUGCGGACCAUUGUGGAAGUUGUUCAGAUGUGCCAUAAGCAUGGAGUCAUGCAUCGGGAUCUCAAACCAGAGAACUUCCUAUUUGCAAAUAAGAAGGAAAAUGCAGCGUUGAAGGCAAUUGAUUUUGGAUUGUCAGUCUUCUUUAAACCUGGUGAGAGAUUUAAUGAGAUAGUUGGAAGUCCUUAUUACAUGGCUCCGGAGGUCCUAAAGCGCAAUUAUGGCCCUGAAGUUGAUGUCUGGAGUGCUGGAGUCAUUCUUUAUAUUUUACUUUGCGGUGUCCCUCCUUUCUGGGCAGAAACUGAGCAAGGGGUAGCGCAGGCAAUUAUUCGCUCCGUUAUUGAUUUCAAGAGGGAGCCUUGGCCUAUAGUUUCUGAUAAUGCGAAGGAUCUUGUGAAGAAAAUGCUUAAUCCUGAUCCCAAGCUAAGGCUUACAGCUCAGCAAGUGCUCGAGCAUCCUUGGAUACAAAAUGCAAAGAAGGCUCCAAAUGUCCCACUUGGUGAGACUGUAAAAGCCAGGCUCAAACAGUUUGCUGUGAUGAAUAAGCUCAAGAAAAGAGCCCUAAGGGUGAUAGCUGAACACUUGUCGGUGGAGGAAGUAGCAGGCAUAAAGGAGGCCUUUGAUGUGAUGGACACUGGCAAAAGAGGCAGCAUUAAUCUUGAGGAGCUUAGGGUUGGGUUACAGAAGCUUGGCCAACAUAUUGCUGAGGCAGAUCUUCAAAUCCUUAUGGAAGCUGCUGAUGUUGAUGGCGAUGGAGCUCUGAAUUAUGGAGAGUUUGUCGCGAUUUCAGUUCACAUUAAAAAAAUGGGCAAUGACGAGCACCUGCAUAAAGCUUUUUCAUUUUUUGAUCGAAACCAGAGUGGUUACAUUGAGAUUGAAGAGUUGCGAGAAUCCUUGAAUGAUGACGCUGACACAAGUAGUGAGGAUGUUAUCAAUGCCAUUAUGCAUGAUGUUGACACAGACAAGGAUGGUCGCAUAAGUUAUGAGGAGUUUGCUACAAUGAUGAAGGCUGGUACAGACUGGAGAAAAGCCUCUAGGCAGUAUUCACGGGAAAGAUUUAACAGUCUGAGCAUAACAUUAAGGCGGGAUGGAUCAUUACAGGCAGCCAGUUGA